UUUACAUCACCCGGGCCAGAACCGUCGCCUGGCGCCAGGCGUCCAAGAGACACUCGCCGCGGAAGCCGCGGCGGCUCCGCACGCUUCGGGCUGCGGGGGGUCGAGGCCAGAGCUCCGCCAGAUCCCAAGCUCAGCAGCAGCGGAGCAGGUCCCAGUCCACCAGGGGUGCCCAGGCGACUCUGAACUUAGGGGUCCGCAGGACACCGCCGCACCAGGGCAAGAUGCGAGCCACCCCUCUGGCAGCUCCUAUGGGUGCCCCUUCCAGGAAAAAGUUGAAGUUGGACGAUGACCUAGAAACCAAGUGUCCUACCCGGAAACAAGCUGGAAGUGAAUCCCAGCCCAGGCUUCCGCCCUGCCCACUGCCCCUGAGCCCACCCCCUGCUCCAGGCCAUGCUCCUGCUGUGACCGCUGCCUCCCGGCUUGGGCCCUAUGUCCUCCUGGAGCCUGAGGAGGGCGGCCGGGCCUACCGGGCCCUGCACUGCCCCACAGGCACCGAGUAUACCUGCAAGGUGUACCCCAUCUGCGAGGCCCUGGCUGUGCUGGAGCCCUACUCCCGGCUGCCCCCCCACAGGCACGUGGCACGGCCUGCGGAGGUCCUGGAGGGCACACACAACCUCUACAUCUUUUUCCCGCGGACCCAUGGGGACAUGCACAGCCUGGUGCGCCGCCGUCACCGCCUCCCUGAGCCCGAGGCCACGGCGCUAUUCCGCCAGAUGGCCGCUGCUGUGGCGCACUGUCACCAACACGGUCUAGUCCUGCGAGAUCUCAAGCUGCGUCGCUUUGUCUUCACCAACUGCGAGAGGACGAAGCUGGUGCUGGAGAACCUGGAGGACGCCUAUGUGUUGACUGGGCUGGAUGACUCCCUGUGGGAUAAGCACGCGUGCCCUGCGUAUGUGGGACCUGAGAUCCUCAGCUCGCAGGCAUCCUACUCGGGCAAGGCCGCAGAUGUCUGGAGUCUGGGUGUGGCACUCUUCACCAUGCUGGCUGGCCAUUACCCCUUCCAGGACUCAGAGCCUGCCCUGCUCUUUGGCAAGAUCCGCCGUGGGGCCUUUGCCCUGCCUCAGGGCCUCUCAGCCCCUGCCCGCUGCCUGGUCCGCUGCCUCCUUCGUCGGGAGCCGGCUGAGCGGCUCACAGCCUCGGGCAUCCUGCUGCACCCCUGGCUGCGGGAGAACUCAAUCCCCUCAGCCCCAUCCCGAUCCCACCUGUGGGAGGCUGACCAGGUGGUCCCUGAAGGGCCAAGACUGGAAGAAGCUGAGGAAGAGGAGGGCGGAAGGGAAGUGGGUCUAUAUGGCUAGGGCUACCCUCCCAGACUCAGCUGCAAACAGCGGGUUGAGUUUGGGGUGUCUCCAAGCUCUCUCCUGCCUCUUUGAACCGAGACAAACCUUAAGUGCCUUCUAGGAGGCAAGUCCUUCUUUGGAGUGGCCUGUGUGCCGCACCCUGUUCUUAGUGUUGGGAACACAGUCGUGAACAAAAGAGACAAAACUCCUGCUCACAGCGCUGAUAGUACUUUUCCACACCCACAGGCCAGUGUCUGCACUGGGCAGGGUGCACUUAGUGCAGGUAUUGCUGUCCACUCGUGCUGGCAGCCCAGCACUUCUGUCAUGGGACAGUCCCUUUGACAAACCACCCAGCUGCCUUUGUAUCUUGCACCUUUCAGAGAAAGGGAAGCAUCCUGUGCCAAAGGCUCCAGGCCUCUCCCCUAUAACUUAAGACUCCAGAGCCCAGGCCGUGCCGGGAAUUCUGCUCCAACAGCUCUGUCCUCUUGGUCAGGCCUGAGCCAAGGAUUUGGGCUGGAAAAUCAAGAGAGCAAACUGUGAGGCAGGUCCUCACCUGACUCAAGGAGUCAUUUGGAAUGAGGGUCCAGGCCUGGCCACCUCAGCGGCCCUUGACCUGAGAACCAGAGUCGGGGGACAGGAUUAGGCAGGGUCGGCCCCCUGGCCUCCUGGAAAGUCCUAAGCUCAGUUCUGGGGACACUUGGGGUCCAGGACCCCACAUAAUCACUAUAGGUUUUGGAUACCCUGAGUAUAUACUUUUCAACCUUGUGCCUAAUAAAGGGGUUAUGAAAUACUUUUAUUUCUCCUGGACAUUUUAUCUAUCCUCUCGUGUCAGUUUUCCCUGCAUCCCAAACCAGUCCCAUGGUGAAAGGCCAGAGGGCUUGUGUUUCAACCUCAUCAGAAUAAUUUGUGAGAACAGAUUUCUUGCAGUCCAGCGGGCCUUCUGCACUCCCUCUCUUCCUUCUGGAGGCAAUGGUGUCUCAGCUGGAGUAAAUUUUUGGCUGCAAGUAACUGAAACCCUGAGUCAAAGUGGCUUAAGAAAGAAGGAAAUGUAUUUCACACAAAGCAAGAAGUCAGCAGGUGGGGUGGGCUUCAGGGAUGGUUGCAUCAGCUCUCAGAGCUGUUAGCAAGAACCAGGCUCCCCAAGCUCAUUCUAUCUCUGCUCUGUUGUUCCUGGGGUCACAUUAGAGGGAUCCAUGACCUGAGGAAGAAUAAGGGUGGCCUUGUAGUAUUUGAGAACUCCGUGCUCUGGAGUCAGGAGGCUUAGUGUCUCUGGGCCUCAGCCUGUUCCCCUCCUCUGUGUGCCUAAGUCCUGCCCAUCCCUUGAGGCUGGACCUGAAGCCACUUCUGACACUGUCACAGUUGGGCUGCCCUCCCCUGCACCUCUGAAGUCGGCACAACAGGGGUUUUCAGCUGUGAUUGGGCAGCCCCCUGGGGGGUUUGUUUAAAAUGCAGAUCCUUGGACUCUCCCCAGACUUAGUGAGUCACAAUGCCCCCUGAAUUUCUGACUUCCAACAAGCCUCCUGGUCACGUUGCUGGAAGCUAAGUUGGAGAACCCUUGCACUGGGAGAAACCCUGACUCCCUGGGGACUCAGAACUCAUUUCAGCUCACCUCUGUGCCUGUUUGACUCCAGCCCAGGUAUAAAAUGGGUACAACUUCUACCUGCCUGUGAGGCUCAGAUGGGCUCACAGGUGUGGGAAGGCUUUAUCAGAGCUCAAAAUCCAAGCCACCACUACGUUGUACCAGCUUCAUGGGGAAAGACAUGUAGUCCUCAUCCCCUCAUCCUUCUUCCCUUACCUGGCUUUGUGGUUCUUCACAGCACUUAGCACCAACUGGCAGAACAUUCUAGAUUUGUCUGUUUGUAUUAGUUUUGUAAGGCUGGGGACUAUGUUUUGUUUAUAACUGUCACCCCAGCUCCUAGAACAGUGCUUGGCACAGAGCCACCCAAUAAAUGUUUGUUGAAUGACUGAAUGAAAGUGGUUGCUAUGCAGAUCUUACGUGCCUAGAACAAAGGCAGGACACUUAUGAGGGGUGGUUAAUGUUUGCUGAGCACGUACCACGUGCCAAGCAUGUUUUUAAGUGCAUUGCUUUUAAGACAUGUGAUAGCCAGCCUCUAAGAUGGCCCUCAAUGACCCUCGACACCUGAUAUUCAUGCCCUGGUGUAGUUCCUUUUCACCCGGAGCGAGGCUGACCCGUGUAACUAAUACACUGUAAAAAUGAUGGAGUAUGACUUUCAAGCCUAGGCCAUAAAAUAUACUGCGGCUUCCACCUUGCUUCCCUGGAUCAUUUGCCCUGGGGCAAGCCAGCUGCCAUGUGGCUAGGACAUUCAAGUAGCCCUACGGAGAGGGGUGGAACAUAGGCAUCCUGCAGAUAACCAACACCAACCAGACAUAUGAGUGGGCUUUCUUGAAAGUCCAUCCUCUAGCCCCAUCAAGCCUUCAGAUGACUGAAGUCCCAGCCAACAUCUUAACUACAACCUCAUAAAAGUCCUUGAGCCAAAUGAUGUAAGAAGCUGUUCCCGAAUUCUUAACCCAUAGAAACUGUUGUUUUAAGCCACUAAGUUUUGGGGUAACUUGCUAUGUAUCAAUAACCAAUAACUGAUACAGAUCCUUACAGUAACCCGAUGAGGGAGGGACCAUCUGAUCACCAUUGUACAGAGAGGGAAACUGAGGCCCAGAGAAGGAGA
Rhinolophus ferrumequinum (greater horseshoe bat) is the source of this 3961-nucleotide messenger RNA. RefSeq names its product tribbles pseudokinase 3 (gene TRIB3). Gene Ontology annotation, cellular component: nucleus. NCBI's taxonomy places the organism in Eukaryota, Metazoa, Chordata, Mammalia, Chiroptera, Rhinolophidae. The record is from RefSeq and is a predicted model, not a curated record. Gene Ontology annotation, molecular function: ATP binding; mitogen-activated protein kinase kinase binding; protein kinase activity. Gene Ontology annotation, biological process: regulation of MAP kinase activity; positive regulation of proteasomal ubiquitin-dependent protein catabolic process; protein phosphorylation. The coding region runs from base 222 to 1295 and encodes 357 amino acids. The transcript has 4 exons.